GAUGAUAUAGUUGAUCGAAUUGAUUGCUUACAACACACAGUGAACAACAAUUCAUGCUGUAAUAUAACGUUUUUAUUAUCUUGUUAAUUAUCUUUAGAAGAAAAAGUGGAUUUUUUUUAAGCGAGCCUUAUCAUUUAUAUAUAUUUUUUAUAUAAAAUAGAAAAGCUUAUCUGUACAAAAAAUUAAAAAAAAGAAGGUAAAUAUGAAAAGUAACAAGGACAAGAGAAAUUGAAUUUAAAAGAAACUUUUUAGCUGUUUGAAAACGGAAAGAUCUAAUUUAGUUUAAAAGAGUUCAAGUUUUUUAAAAUAAAUUAUUAGUUAUUUUUAUUUGAGAAAUAUUUAGAGAAUAAUAUAAUUAUGAUUAAAUAAAAAUCAUAUCUAUAAUGAUCACAAAAGCCAGAAAAGUAUUAUUUAUUUUGUUUAUUAAAUUAUUUUACAUGUAUUAUAUUUAAUAAUAAAAAAUGUUCUUUAAUGUAAGAUAAAAUGAACUAAAACGAAUUGCUAAUUUAAAUUUAAUGAAAAUUGAAUUUUAGACUAUAGAAGCUAUAAGUUGAACUUUAAUUUCGCGACGAUUUUUUAAAUUAUUUUCUCUACAGGCAUUCCUAUAAUUGGAGUUUUCAGAUUUCAAAUCGUUAAGCGAAUUCUUUAUUCUUAAUUUCUUUUUUUUCGUGCUUGUUUUAACAAGCGCAGACGGGAAAUCGUAUUUCGGCGCAUAAAGUCAUAUUUCAUAGUUCGUAUCAUUUUGUACUAACCUAACCUCUUUUCUGUUCCAUGCUGUGAUGUGUGAUCAAGCUGCGAACAAGACGUGUACAAUUUUGAUUUGUUAAAGCGCAAUACUGUGUCUCAAGAAGAUAAAUCCAUAACAGAAGAAAGCAGAGAAUCCUGAUUUUUUUUUUUAAUAAUAGUUAUCAUUUGCGUGUUAAAAAUUUGUAAAUAAUAGAAUCAUAUAUAAAAGUGAGGUUAAGAUUUUAAAGAUGGUUAAAGCCAGCAAACAGAACCUGGCGAAAAGCUUUAAAACGCUAUGGGUUCGCUUCGAUGCGGACAGUUCGGACCAGCACCAGCUGUUUUUCAAGGAACACUCCGUAAGAAAUCAGGAGCCGGAGUAUCCCAGGAAUCAGACUCUUUUUGUAUUAAACGUACCGCCGUAUGCAACCACCGAUUGCCUGAAACAUGCAUUUACUGAUCUCUGCGGGAGCGUACGGUCCGUUACGUUUACAAGUGCGAAAGGAUUCAAAACUGCAUAUAUCGUUUUUAAAAAAGAGUCUUCUUUGGAUAAGGCAAUGGAACUUUCGAAAGAUUGUGUUAUCACAUUAAACGGUACCAAAAAUCUGUGCCUCACAGGACUGGAAAAAUGGUGUAAAGAAUAUAAUGAUACGAUAUGUGACGAGGAACUAAUGAAAAAAGACAUUGAGAAAUGCAUAGCUUCAUAUGAAAAGCAAGUAAACUCUCGUGUUGCAAAAGAGAAAGCUGUGAAAGAGAAUGAUGAAGGUUGGGUGACAGUAACAGGUGGAAAGAAAAGAGGACAAUUUGCACCAACUAGAAAGGAAUCUACCAUUAACAAGGUGCAACAAAAAGAGGAGCAGCGCAAGAAGAAGAAGGAAUUACUUAAUUUCUAUACCUUUCAAAUUCGCGAAACAAAAAAGCAGAGUUUAGCAGAAUUGCGAAAGAAGUUCGAACUGGACAAAAAAAGACUGCAGGAAUUGAAACAAAAACGGACAUUUAAGCCAUUUUAGGUAUGUUAAAUACUGUAAAUAAUAUUAGGAUAUAAUUGUAAAAUUAUUAAAAAAGUAUUGUCAGAAUUAUUUAAUUUUUUAGUAGAACAAAUGUACAAGUGCCUAAUGACAGUAUUUUUUUAUGUACAAAUAACUUAGAAUAUCGAUCGAAUAGACUAUAUUAUCGUCGUUA
Molecule: messenger RNA, 1905 nt
Organism: Solenopsis invicta (red fire ant)
Lineage: Eukaryota; Metazoa; Arthropoda; Insecta; Hymenoptera; Formicidae
Product: ribosomal RNA-processing protein 7 homolog A
Exons: 4
Coding region: 975-1733 (252 amino acids)
Biological process (GO): ribosomal small subunit assembly; rRNA processing
Cellular component (GO): UTP-C complex; CURI complex
Molecular function (GO): RNA binding
Source: RefSeq, a predicted model, not a curated record